This is a messenger RNA of Symbiodinium necroappetens, 335 nucleotides long. The record is from the annotation of a GenBank genome assembly. NCBI's taxonomy places the organism in Eukaryota, Dinophyceae, Suessiales, Symbiodiniaceae.
AUGUCCGCCUAUGAGCAGCUGAAAACUAGCUGGAGCUAUCUGGGCCCGGAUGAGCAGCAUACGCUGACGAAUCACUUCCUGGCAGACGGGAUUGAGGACCUGGUCUGCGUUUUUGAGUUCCUUCCCGACUGCGUGGCGAAUGCAAUGGCCAAUCCUGCUGUCACUUUGUCGUGCUUGCUCGAAUGCCUGGUGGAUUUGCUCCACGUGCUUCAGCCCAACAUCGAUAUGAUGCCGGAUCUCAAGGAUGCGAAAGUUGUGCUGGUGGACUUAUCAGACAUGAGUGAGUUCAUCGCUUGCGUCCAGAACCGCUUUGUCUUCGAGACUUGUGUUUCCAG